AUGAAGGGAUCUGAAGCUAUGCUUCCUUGUCAAAACCGUUCUGCUCCUUCUCUUCACUCAAACGCUCUGUCUAAGAGUGUUUCCUACUGGGGUUGGAGAUUUGCAAACACAAAGUUCGAGUCUUGGGCUAUAGAAAUGGCUGCUUUACAUGAACCCACUUGGAGAGAAGCUGGCAUUUUUGAAGCAGUCAUGGCAUCCAUAUACAGAAUCCCUAAAAACCCGGAUCUUAUUCUGGGUAUUGCUGAGAAAUGGUGUCCUUACACCAAAACCUUUGUUUUCCCUUGGGGUGAAACAGCUGUCACACUUGAAGAUGUUAUGGUGCUUUCAGGUUUCUCUGUUUUGGGUUCACCUGUUUUUGCCACUCUGGAUAGCUCAGGAAAGGAGGUUAAGGCGAAACUGGAUAAAGAGUGGAAGAAGAUUAAGAAAGCUAAAGUCAAUUUCGUAACACAAGUAGCAUGGAUGGAGAGAUUCAUGGACAGUGGUGAUGAGCUUGAGCAUGUGGCUUUCCUCGUCUUGUGGCUUAACUAUUUUGUGUUUCCAUCACGCUUGUAUCAUCUCUAUAAAGCUGUUUUCCCAAUUGUUGUUCAUCUUUCAACUGGUACUAGGAUUGCUCUUGCCCUUGCUGUUCUUGCACACUUAUAUGCUGAGCUAAGUCUCUUAAAAAAACACAUCACAGCUUUCAGUGAAUCGACGAGUACGGCUAGAAUUGAUCUCACUGCCCUGUUUAAGUUGCUUCAAGUUUGGACAUGGGAGAGGUUCAAGGAACUACAUCCCAAUCUUGAUGUUGAAUUUGUCUCCUUUGCUCGAUGCAUUAAGGUGUCUCAGCUUGUUGGAAUUGACAAUGUGGAGCAUUACUUUCCCAAUCGAGUGGCUUCACAGUUUGGGAUGCUUCAAGAUGUUCCUUGUGCUGUUAACCAGAACAACCUCUCACAGGAGGCAGCUUGGAAUGAUUACAAUAAGCCUAUUAACGAUUUAGCAUUAUUCAUUCCUUCACGUUCUGCAAUACCUCGUGUUACUCCAACGUUCUGCGAAUGGUGGAGGAGGUCGUUUCCAGAAUUCCAGACUUCUUCUAAGGAUAAGGAUGCUAAUGAAUCAGCUGAAACAUUGAAAGCUAGAGACAGAAAAAGCCUAGGGGCUGAUACUAGUUUUGUUCCUUCUGGCUCCAAGAUGAACAAGAAAGGCAAGGAUAAUAUGAAAAUUCAUGCUCAGGAUUCGACAAACACAAGACGCAAGAACAUAAAGCAAGAAUAA
This is a messenger RNA of Arabidopsis thaliana (thale cress), 1251 nucleotides long. Its product is annotated as aminotransferase-like, mobile domain protein. The transcript has 2 exons. The record is from RefSeq and is marked reviewed. NCBI's taxonomy places the organism in Eukaryota, Viridiplantae, Streptophyta, Magnoliopsida, Brassicales, Brassicaceae. The coding region runs from base 1 to 1251 and encodes 416 amino acids. Gene Ontology annotation, biological process: meristem development; meristem maintenance.